UAUGCUGCGUAGCUGGUCUUAAAACCGCGGCCACUCACGCUAAGGGAACGACUUGGGUCCACCGAGACGUGCGAAAGACAGUCCAUCGUACUGCGAACACGCCACAGCGAAAAGAGAGCGCUUCGCCGCGCAGGGCCAGCAUGUGCCGAGCCCCCGAUUUCACCACGCAACAAGCCAAACCAACAGAGGCGGUGGCCAAGGCCGCCCCCGCGCCGAGCGAUGACGACGCGGCGAGCGCGCGGAAGACCGUGGAAGCGUUACCCCCGAGCCACGCCGACGCCGCCCGCCGGACGACGGUAUGGGACUCGACGAUGGGCCUCACGGCCACCUUGAUCCUCUGGCCGUUGAUCCUAUCCGUGCCUCUGGUAUUACAGCAUACCUAUCGAGACGUGUUUGACGAGGCCUGGUACGACUAUAGUGAAGGGCCGAAACCGCUCGGCCUCUGUCUAGGGUUGCUCGCGGUGGCCGUGGGCCAGGUUUUUGUCUUGUGCUACCAAUAUUUGAGGUGGACGGGGUCCAAGUACACGGGUCGGUUGGUGCCCGUGCAGCCGAACGAGUAUCGCGUGUACGACUAUGCCGAGGCGGCCCAAGAGCACCUGUCGCAGCCCGAGGGCUUCGCGCUGAUCGGCGGCUACCUGACGCUAACCUGGAUGCUCCACCUCAUGCCUUCGUCCUAUUACAGUUUCGAGGGCGGCGUCGAAUGGAUUAAAGUUGCGGCAUGCUUACUGCUCCAGGAUCUGUUGCAGUACGGCAUGCAUCGAGCGGAACAUAAGGUCUCGAAAGCGUUCUAUCGCGCGUCGCACGAGCCCCACCACGACUUCACGAACCCCAGACUUUUUGAUGCUUUUAACGGCUCUUUUGCAGAUACGUUCUUCAUGAUCGUGCUCCCGCUGUUCACGACCAAAUCCAUAGUCCACUGCAACGUCUGGAGCUACAUGGCCUUCGGGACGCUCUACGCGAACUGGCUCUGCCUCAUCCACUCGGAAACGCACCACCCCUGGGACUGGCUGUUCCAGGCCGUGGGCAUGGGGACGGCGGCGGACCACCACGUGCACCACAAGCUGUUCAGCUACAAUUAUGGGCACCUCUUCUCGUACUGGGACCGGGUGUGCGGGACGUACCGCCAUCCGAAAAACGUGCGCCAGUUCCGCUCCAAUAAUAAGGCGCCGACGCGGUGGAAGCCGCACGCGCGGACGAAGGUCGAGUGAUCCCCCCUGUUUGUACCGUGUGCGUAAGACACACAAUCAUA
Molecule: messenger RNA, 1249 nt
Organism: Pelagomonas calceolata
Lineage: Eukaryota; Pelagophyceae; Pelagomonadales; Pelagomonadaceae
Source: the annotation of a GenBank genome assembly